CACAAAGACGUUUACGAGAAUUGAAAAGCAGGAUAUCAGCACAAUCGAAAAAAAAUUUCGUUCUGGAACGAGAUGUUCGAUAUUUGGACUCUCGAAUAGCGUUAUUAAUUCAAAAUCGCAUGGCAUUAGAUGAGAAACAGGAAGUGGAAAGUCAUCUUGAAGACUUAGAGCCAACAGAUGGAAUUUUUCCAGAUGAUCGUAAAUUACAACAAUAUGGAAAUUUAUUUUUUCUCCUUCAGACGGAACCGCGUCACAUUGCUAAUCUAUGUCGCCAUGUUAGUCUUACCGAAAUCGAUACCUUAUUACAGACGGUAAUGUUUACGCUGUAUGGGAAUCAAUAUGAGAGUAGAGAAGAGCAUUUACUAUUGACGAUGUUUCAGGUUUAUGAACAAAUGAUAAAAAAAUAUGAAGAAGAAAAUAAACCAUUACCUGAGGAUCUUCCUCGCAGUGUAACGUCAGAAGUUGCUGCUGCGAAUCCCGAUGUACAGGCUAUUAUAGCUCCACGAAUAAAAAUGUUAAUGGAGAUUGCAAAUUCUUUCCUUCAAACAAUAAUGGAUUCUAUCGAACAAACUCCUUAUGGUAUACGAUGGAUUUGCAAGCAAAUUCGGUCGUUAACAAAAAUUGCAAAAGUAUUGCAAAAUCUUGUAAACAAACCAACUUAUUUGAAAGAAGAAUACAUGAUUAUGUUAAAUCCCUUUGUUGAAAGUAAUAAACAAAGACUAAAUAAGUUUUUAUUGGAACUAUGUGAGGUUGGCGAUUUUUAUGAGAGCUUAGAGGCUGCUUCAGAAAAAAGUCACUUACGAAUACUUUUGGAAGAAGUAGGUCCAGCUCCACCUCAGGUUUCUAGGAAAGAAAAUAAGACAGUAGAACUUCCUCUUUUCAGUCGAUGGGAAACUCCUAUACAAGACAUUGCCACAGCUCUUUUGUAUGAUAAUAGUGUAACACAAAAUGAUAUUUUAUACAUGGAAACUAAAUCUAUAUUUGUGCAAAUUAUUCGUUCCAUUCCAAAAAUGACUGAACAGCGAUCAAUAAAUCUUCUUCAGAUUGCAGAGACAGCAGCAACUAGCAAGGAUGCUACAUUGGUUCGUAAAGGUAUCAAAGUAAAAGAAAUGCUUCGUGAGCUUGAAGAUGCCUCUGUCAUAGAUCCUAAAGAUGGGUAUCGACUAAUGACAGAAGAAGUCACCCAAGAAUUAGCACAUCUUGGUAAUUUACGUGAAAAAGUCACUAAUGAGAUUCAAUCACUUGAAUCUGUAUAUAAGACUAUAUGUGAUCAUAAUAAUUAUCUUCGAAGUCAGCUAGAUAGUUAUAAAGCUUAUCUACAAAAUGUUAGACAACAAACAGUAAAAGAUAGUGCUGGUGGUUUUGGAUCAAGCAUUAUUAAAGUAGGAGAUAAAGAAAAGAAACCUGCAAAACACAAAGCUUUGGGACCAUAUAAAUUCACGCAUGCUCAAUUAGAGAAAGAUGGGAUCAUUGUGGAAAGCAAUGUUCCAGAGAAUCGACGGCAGAAUAUUUUCUUCAUUAUCACUUCACCAAUGCCGGGUACAUUCAUUAUCGCACUUCAUUACAAAGGGCGUGACGCUGCCAUUCUAGAAAUGGAUCUCAAGUUAGACGAUCUACUAGAAAAGGUAGCAUUUUCUAUAUUAACAAUUGACGAUGCUUAA
Racocetra fulgida is the source of this 1661-nucleotide messenger RNA. The record is from the annotation of a GenBank genome assembly. Lineage: Eukaryota; Fungi; Glomeromycota; Glomeromycetes; Diversisporales; Gigasporaceae.